Messenger RNA from Contarinia nasturtii (swede midge), 1611 nucleotides. RefSeq names its product E3 ubiquitin-protein ligase TRAIP-like. The transcript is spliced from 4 exons. NCBI's taxonomy places the organism in Eukaryota, Metazoa, Arthropoda, Insecta, Diptera, Cecidomyiidae. The record is from RefSeq and is a predicted model, not a curated record. The coding region runs from base 115 to 1386 and encodes 423 amino acids.
UUUCGGUUUUGGAGGUAAAGUUGUUCGGAUAACAAAUCGAAAUGAACUCAGAGACUGUGAUCUAGUGUUACAAUCAGUGCCAUUGAUCAGUGUCAUUGAUCAGUGCCAUUCACAAUGAAUAUCAAUUGUUCGAUUUGUGCAGAACUAUUUCGCGGACCUGAUGCAGACAAUUUACAUGUUACACGAUGCGGUCACGUCUUUCACAACGAAUGCUUGGCCAAGUGGCUCGAAAGAAAAAAUACAUGCCCUGAGUGUCGCAGUAAGACCACAACGGCUACGGUAUUUCGUUUAUUUGUAAAUAUUGCCGAUAGUUCGUAUGCCGAGAAUGACGAAGCUCCGAAUGAUUUAGUUGGAUUACAAAAUGAAAAUGACAAUUUAAAAUUUCGGAUUAUUGAAAAAGAUGGUGCGAUCAAAUCAAAAGAAGAAACGCUCAAUCGACUGCAGAAAGAAAAUAAAAAACUUACCACUGGACAAAUUCAGUCGCGUUCUGUGAUCGCUCAUCUAGAGCAAAAAGUCGAACAAAUAAAUAUACUCAAUAACACACAACUCGAUCAGAUCAAAGCACUUAAGUCACGAUUAAGUGAAAUCGAUCAAUUGAAAGAGAAGCUAAAGCAGGCCAAUGAUAAGAAUCGAACGGCAGAGUUGGUGCAACACUUGAUCAUGGGUUCUCAACAAGAAACUGAAGAACUACUAAGAGAAGGUCGAACGAUAACGGAACUGGCCACAAUGGUUACUACUUUGAAAAGAGAAUUACGAAAUUGUAAUACCAAACGCGCUCAAGUACGAUCUAAUGCUGAGGAAUUGGCCAAGCAAUUGAAAUUGUGCAAAGAUGAAAAGUUAAAAUUGGAGGAAAAAUGCUCGAUUUUGGAAAGUAAAGUUUUUCAACUCGAAAGCAAUAGUGAAAACAGAAAUGAUACAGUGGAUCGGUUGAAUGGCAGUGAAUUGGUCAAUGAGAAUCAGUCACCAACUGAACAGCAGCCAGCUAAAAGGAAGUUUGGCGAACAUCUUUCAUCGUUUCCUAGAAAGGUGGUCAAACUUGAAACCAGCCGCACUGUGUCACCAUCAAUGUGUGUCAAAGCGAGUAGUAUUGCAGGUCUAUCACCACUUUUGAAAAGAUCAAAAUCGGCUGAUUUACAUAAGCUAUCGCCAGCUGCAGAUCAAAAAAGCGAAACAUUCUCCAUUAUGAAAAAACCUCGACUCAUUCAAAAUCAAAGUAAAAAGUCUGAACUUCGACCAAUGAGACCAAAUAAAGUGCCAACGUUGUCGACAAUUACCGAUAAUCAGUCACAGAGUGUUUUCAAACCGACGUCAUCCAGUAGUCUAAGUAGUAAAUUGUCAACUUUAGAUAAUCGAUUUCGUUUGGGUUCAUUUUCAAAGCAAAACUAAUAAUAAACCGCACCUAAAUGUAAACAAUUUUGAUAACGUUAAAUAUUUAAAUAUCUAGUUUUAAAAUGACGCAGUUUGUUUAAUACAAACAAAAUUAGAAUACUAUAGAACCGGCUGUUUGCUUUUUGUAUAUUUAAAUUGUAAUAAUUGUACCUAUAUAUUUCGAUUGAUAUUUCAACAUUAAAAUAUAACGAACAAUGAAUAAACGCUUGAUUUAUUAAUUAA